AUGGAGUUUGGCCUAAACAAGAGCACUGACGGGGACAUAACUCUGAAACCUGUCUACACCAGCCCAACAGUUGUGAGCUUAUUGAGUGACCCUGUGUGGCAGCUGGUCGACUUUGUCAUGUAUGUGCCAGUACUUGGGGUCUUGAGUUUCUUGGGGAUCGUCGCCAACAUUGUCAACAUCAUGGUGUUUUUGAAACAGGAGCUCGGCAGACCGGUGACCCUGAGCCUUCUGGCCCUGUGUGUGGCCCACCUCGGUGCCAGCCUCGCGCUGUUCUGGGAGAGCUUCCUGUACAAUCCUUACCUGCAAAAGUCGGCCAUACCUGUUAGAGUGGACGCUCUGAUCUACCUCACCGCAGCUCUACCCAGCGCUGUCUUCUACAGAAACUCCACCCUGAUCCACGUGUACAUAACACUAGAGCGGUGCCUGUGUAUAGCCAUGCCUCUAAAGAUCAAAGAAAUCUUCACACCGAACCAAUCAAUAACCACCAUGGCUGGGAUUUAUCUAUUAUCGACUCUCAGCAUUUUACCAAUGUACCUGUCAGGUUACCUGGAGCUGUCAAUCAACCCAACAACCAACACAACCGUCUACGUCAGAGUCCGCUACGACAACGCAGUCUACCUAGAGACUAUCGGCCUGUACCUGUCAGCACUUUGUAUUUUGUUGCCGUAUGUCUUAGAAAUUUUCCUGACAAUUUGUAUCAUCUGGCAAUUACACAUCAAAUCAAAGUGGCGAAACAAGAUGGCCGCCGCCACAAAUUCAACAAGUUUGAAGGAAAGAAAACUUGUUAAAAUGGUUGUCUUUAUAACCUCACUGUUUAUUUGUUUCUCCUUCUUUACCUGCUUCAACUUUUUACAAGGUCUAAUCAAACACUUUCUAGCAGAAGACGUGACGCGGCUGGGCAGUGUCCAGCUCUUCCAGUUUCCCUGGUCGGUGGUGCUGGUCUUCGAACAACUUCUGCAUUCGGUCAACCUCCUCAUUUUCUACAACAUGAGCGCCAACUACAAAUUGGUUUUCCGUCAAAUCUUUCACAUGCAAGUAUUUUUAUCGGAUAAAACUAUAUAA
Messenger RNA from Physella acuta, 1062 nucleotides. RefSeq lists its product as uncharacterized. Gene Ontology annotation, molecular function: G protein-coupled receptor activity. Gene Ontology annotation, cellular component: membrane. The record is from RefSeq and is a predicted model, not a curated record. Gene Ontology annotation, biological process: G protein-coupled receptor signaling pathway. Lineage: Eukaryota; Metazoa; Mollusca; Gastropoda; Physidae.